AUGAACAACGAAACCAUGUUGGUUCAACUUUGCAUAAAUGCAGCUUGCAAAACCACACAAACCAUUGACAAAUGGAGCUUACAGAGACGCUCUCUCGAUCGCUUACCUUCUCAUCUCGCUGACGCUCUCCUCCGCCGCCUCAUCACUCGCCGUCUCCUCCAUCCCUCCCUCCUCGCGGUUUUCAAACACAGUGCGGAAGAGAUUGAUUUGAAAGGCGAUAACUCUGUUGAUGCAGAAUGGAUGGCGUAUUUAGGAGCAUUUCGCCAUUUGCGCUAUUUGAACAUUGCUGAGUGUCACCGAAUCAAUUCUUCAGCUCUUUGGCCUACUGCAGGAAUGAAUAGUCUUAAAGAGUUGGAUCUAUCUAGAUGCUCGAAAGUUAAUGAUGCUGGAAUUAAUCAUAUAAUUUCCAUUCCUAAUUUGGAAAAGUUGCACAUUUCGAAAACCAGUGUUACUGCCAAAGGAAUCAAGCUUCUUGCAUCUCUUAAACUCUUGUCGCAUCUUGACUUGGGUGGUUUGCCGGUAGAUGAUGAGGCUUUAGCUUCGUUACAGGUACUGGAAAAUCUAUAA
This is a messenger RNA of Lathyrus sativus (Indian pea), 567 nucleotides long. The record is from the annotation of a GenBank genome assembly. Lineage: Eukaryota; Viridiplantae; Streptophyta; Magnoliopsida; Fabales; Fabaceae.